GCCACAAUUUAAUUGAUAUCAUUUUUAUUCAUUUCAAACUUUUGUUAAAUGUUUUAAAAGAUAUCAUGGAAGGGCUUGAAUCUUCUGAUAAGGCUGCUUGGACAAAGGAAAUGUUGCAUAUAUUUUGUGAUAUAUGCAUUAAGGCAAUUGAUAUGGGAAUGAGACCUAAUACUCAUUUCGAUAAACCGGGGUGGAAAUUUCUUAUAACAUCAUUUAAAGAACAAACUGGGCAUGCAUUUACUAAAACACAAUUGAAAAACAAAUGGGAUGGAUGCAAAAAGGAUUGGAGGAUAUGGAAUAAGCUGGUUUCUGAAACCGGUGUUGGCUGGAAUAGUGAAUUAGGCACAAUUGCAGCUAGUGAUGAGUGGUGGAAACAAAAAAUUCAGGAAAUUAGAGGAGCCAAAAAAUUCAGACAUGUCGGUAUUGAGCCGUCUUUAAAGAAUAAAUUUGACCGAAUGUAUUCCAACAUUGUCGCAACUGGAGCGUUUGCAUGGGCUCCUUCAUCAGGUGUACCUGCUGGCAGUGGUGUUGAUCCUGGUACAAGCAAUGCCGACAUUGCUGAUGAUGGUUUGGAAGAGGGCAGCGGUGAUUCGGAGGAAGAUGUGAUUCCAGAUUUCCAGACUGAUAUGGCUCGAAUGGUUGGAGGGAUACAUAUGUCUAGCAGCACCAAUACAAAAAGCGGCGAGAAAAGAAAAGAACGAGAUCAUUAUGAUGUGCGAGGUAGAAAGAAGAAAACAUCUGGAAUUGGUGUUAAGUUGCUGACAAGGUGCAAUCAUCUACUUGAGAGUAUGUCAACUAAGAGUGAUUCGACGUCUGUUAAUAUGGAUCGUGAAGGCUGUAGUAUUCCCGAGGUCAUGGCUGAACUGCACUCCAUUCCUGGAGUUUCAGUUGACGAUGAUUUUCAUGACUUCGCUACGGAGUAUCUUAGUCUAAGAAGGAAAAGAGAAAUGUGGUCCAGUAUGGGCGAUAUGCAACAGAAGUUGCGAUGGUUGCAGCGAAUGUAUGAACGAAGUAAACGUGCUUAGCUGACAAGAGUAAUGGGAUGCCGGUUUUUAAAAGAGUAGUUUCCAUUUGCCGAAGUUUGUUCGAGGCAUUGUAUUUGCGGUAAUUGAUGAACUUUUUCUAGAUAAACUGCUUUACGGGAUUUAACAGACUUGUAUGAGAAAUUGUUGGUUGUAAUGUUGUAUUUUAUCAAUGAAUUACAAUGUUCAAUGGUUAAUGUUCAAUGGUUGACAUUUUAAUGGAAUUGGUUGGUAAUUUACCUUAACUGAUUUGUUAACUAUAUAUUUGUAUUUGCUGCCGUGAGGUCUGCUGGGAAUAAUAAUACAUGCUGCUGUGUUUCUUUCCUUAGCUGUACUUUUUUCAAUUUGUUAGCAACUGUUAGAUUAGGCAUGAAAGGAGAAACCAAGAUAUAUGCUUUGUAUGAGAUGGAGAGAGUAAUAAUAAUAAAGAAUCAAUAGGCAGCAUUUAUGUGUGCAUCGAAUUUAAUAUUUGAUGAUAUUUGCUGCAUUGUUUACCCCUUUAGGAUUCAUUGUCCAAAUGGGAGAGGGGGGGAUAAAAAUGAACCAAGGCAAAUAAAAAAUGACAGAUUGUUGCUUAUAAUUUACCUUUACUGUUGAUCCUUCUUUCUUUGCUGCCAUGAGGUUUCAUAAUACAUGCUGCUGUGUAUCUUUCAUUUGCAGUAAUUUUUUCAAUUGGUUAGCUAGAGAUUGACGUGUUGCAUACUGUUUUUGCCUUGGCUGUCUAGUGUUAGCUUGUGAGGUCUGAAACAACAACAUCUUUUGCAAACUGUUUGUGUUUUUUUCAUUGUUGCCGUGAGCUGUGAUGGGACUAAUGUUGU
Messenger RNA from Populus trichocarpa (black cottonwood), 1840 nucleotides. RefSeq lists its product as uncharacterized. The record is from RefSeq and is a predicted model, not a curated record. The transcript is spliced from 3 exons. Lineage: Eukaryota; Viridiplantae; Streptophyta; Magnoliopsida; Malpighiales; Salicaceae. Bases 66 to 1025 code for a protein of 319 amino acids.